AUGACGUGGACUUCAGGGAACGAGCAAGGAGCCACCCUACCACACGAUGGACCUCUGCAGUUCCUGGCCUUCGACACAGAGGCGUCACAUGACAUCCUGAAGGUGUGGGACGGUCCUCCUGAGAAUGAGAUGGCCCUGAGGGAGGUGUCUGGCUCUCUGCUUCCCGAGGGGAUACACAGCACCCUCAACCUGGUUACCAUCCAAUUCGAGACUGACUUCUACAUCAGCAAGUCCGGCUACGCUAUCGAAUUCUCAAGUUCGGUGGCCACCGCCUGCAGAGACCCGGGGGUCCCCAUGAACGGCAGUCGUAACGGGGACGGACGAGAGCCGGGUGACACUGUCACCUUUCUCUGUGACCCUGGGUACGAGCUCCAGGGAGAGAUGAAGAUCACAUGUAUUCAAGUGGAGAACCGCUACUACUGGCAACCCAGCCCUCCUGUCUGCAUAGCCCCCUGUGGAGGAAACUUGACUGGAUCCAACGGCUUCAUCCUGUCUCCCAACUUCCCCCACCCCUACCCCCACAGCAAGGACUGUGACUGGCUAAUAGCUGUCAACUCGGACUAUGUUCUAUCGCUGGCCUUCGUCAGUUUCAGCAUCGAGCCUAACUAUGACUUCCUGUAUAUCUACGAUGGGCCAGACAGCAACAGCCCUCUGAUUGGCAGCUUUCAGGACAGCAAGCUUCCAGAGAGGAUCGAGAGCAGCUCCAACACCAUGCACCUGGCCUUCCGCAGCGACGGUUCCGUCAGCUACACCGGUUUCCACCUGGAAUACAAAGUUCACACUACUGUUAAUUAA
Messenger RNA from Salvelinus sp. IW2-2015, 795 nucleotides. The record is from RefSeq and is a predicted model, not a curated record. Lineage: Eukaryota; Metazoa; Chordata; Actinopteri; Salmoniformes; Salmonidae.